This is a messenger RNA of Alternaria incomplexa, 237 nucleotides long. RefSeq lists its product as uncharacterized. The record is from RefSeq and is a predicted model, not a curated record. The coding region runs from base 1 to 237 and encodes 78 amino acids. The transcript is spliced from 2 exons. NCBI's taxonomy places the organism in Eukaryota, Fungi, Ascomycota, Dothideomycetes, Pleosporales, Pleosporaceae.
AUGGUCUGCUGCGGACGCAACAACGGCACCUGCGUGUGCGCUCAAGAGGCAAAGUGCUCGUGUGGAAAGCAGCCUGCUCUUCAAUGCACCUGCGACAAAGCCGCCACCGAGAACAAGCUCCCCACCGACUCCUCAGCAUGCGCAUGCGGAAAGCGGACAGAGGAUGCGUGCAACUGCGGUCGCGCUGAGAACAACGGAUCGAGCAGCUUGGAGACAGACUUCACUACUAGCAAGUAG